CAACGUGGUUACUGAAACGAAAUAAACAUUGCAUCGUUUCCCAGCGUUAUUUAUUUGUAUGUACAAUACACAUAUGUAUACACAUAUGCAUGAAUAGAUAUUUCUACAUACAACAAAGUGAGGAAGCAGCUGAGAAAGAUGGAGAUCUGCGUUGACUCGAUAGAAUCAGCGAAGAACGCGAUAUCGGGCGGUGCGAAUCGUUUGGAAGUGUGUUCGGCGUUGUCCGAGGGUGGAUUGACCCCAACUCCGGGUUUGAUUAAGUCCAUCAGGAAUCACGAUGGGAAUAUUAAAUUGUAUGCAAUGAUACGAUUGAGAUCGGGUGAUUUCGUUUACAGUCGGGACGAGAUGGACGGGAUGCUAUACGAUCUCGAGGUUCUGAAGGGUCACGAAGUGGACGGUUUUGUUUUCGGAGCGCUGAGACAGGACGGAAGCAUCGAUUCGGACUAUUGCCGCGAGAUAAUAAGCGCAGCGAAACCAAAACCAGUGACUUUUCAUCGUGCCUUCGACGAAGCGGUUUAUCCUCUGAAAUCGAUCGAAUCGAUAAUCGACCUUGGCUUCGAAAGAGUAUUGACAUCCGGCCAACGAAACACGGCGAUCGAGGGAGUACAGCUGAUCAAAAAGCUCAUCGACAGAGCCGAUGAUCGCAUCGUCAUCAUGCCCGGAAGUGGCAUCAACCCUACAAAUAUCGAAGCUAUCAAAAGUCAAACUGGAGCUCGGGAGUUUCACGCAUCUGCUAAAAAACGCGUCGAGCUCCCUCCGGCCGUCAACAAAGUCACUAUCGGCCGUACCGACGAUCACAGUGGAAACUUCACCAUGAUAACCAGCAAAGAAUUGGUCCAACAAAUGGUGGAAAUUCUUGAAAAACUGUAACAAUGAAACUCUUUUUUUAUUCCGCUGCAGUGUCCAAAAUUUUCAUUUAUCCUUUCACCUUUAUUACUGUGGAAACGGAACAUGAAAGAAAAAACGUAUUCGAAAUGUGAUAUAUGUUCAAAAGAACAAUGAUAAAAAGAACAACUCUUUCUUAUAAAAAGUAAUUGAAAGUGAAGAAGAAGAAAAUAUCAAGAGAAGUGACAGUUUUUGUUCGUGAACCUCGAAGAACGAAGUUGUUCAAGAAAAUAUUGUAAUUCGUUUGAAAUUGAAUUCGAAAAUAAAGAAUUUCGAAUUUGUUAAA
This is a messenger RNA of Venturia canescens, 1171 nucleotides long. RefSeq names its product copper homeostasis protein cutC homolog. NCBI's taxonomy places the organism in Eukaryota, Metazoa, Arthropoda, Insecta, Hymenoptera, Ichneumonidae. The coding region runs from base 139 to 870 and encodes 243 amino acids. Gene Ontology annotation, molecular function: copper ion binding. The record is from RefSeq and is a predicted model, not a curated record. The transcript is spliced from 2 exons.